Molecule: messenger RNA, 1129 nt
Organism: Poecilia latipinna (sailfin molly)
Lineage: Eukaryota; Metazoa; Chordata; Actinopteri; Cyprinodontiformes; Poeciliidae
Gene: psme3
Product: proteasome activator subunit 3
Exons: 10
Coding region: 146-916 (256 amino acids)
Biological process (GO): regulation of G1/S transition of mitotic cell cycle; positive regulation of endopeptidase activity; regulation of proteasomal protein catabolic process
Cellular component (GO): cytoplasm; proteasome activator complex; nucleoplasm
Molecular function (GO): endopeptidase activator activity
Source: RefSeq, a predicted model, not a curated record
CACACUGAGAUGGGUUUGUAAUGCGCCGAUAAACCCAAAGAGAAAGAGACAAAGAGUGUGGCUGAAAAGUAAAAGAAGCCACACAUUUAGCAAGAGAAUUUGAUGCCAGUGGGACAAUCUUUACUCUCUUGUUUGAUCACAGAAGAUGUCUUCACUCCUCAAGGUGGACAGUGAAAUUAAAACCAAGGUUGAUGCUUUCAGGGAACGUAUCACUUCAGAAGCAGAGGACUUAGUUGCGAAUUUUUUCCCCAAGAAGUUACUGGAACUUGAUCACUUCCUCAAGGACCCCAGCAUAAACAUCAGUGAGCUGAAAGAGAUUCACUCGGAGAUUAACCUGACUGUGCCGGACCCCAUCCUGAUCUCGAGCCUCCACGAUGGGCUGGAAGGGCAAAAUGCCAAGAAAAGAAAACUGGAAGACGGAGGCGAAGACGCCGUGGUGACCGGCACUAAGGUCUUCGUCAUGCCGGGUGGGAUGAUGAAGUGCAAUGGAAACCUUGUCGAGCUCAUCGAAAAGGUCAAGCCAGAGAUCAGGACACUCAUAGAGAAAUGCAACACAGUGAAAAUGUGGGUUCAGCUCCUCAUCCCCAGGAUAGAGGACGGAAACAACUUCGGCGUGUCUAUCCAGGAGGAGACGGUUGCUGAACUCAGAACCGUUGAAGGGGAGGCGGCGUCUUAUCUCGACCAGAUAUCAAGAUACUACAUCACAAGGGCGAAGCUGGUUUCUAAAAUAGCUAAAUAUCCGCAUGUGGAGGACUAUCGGCGCACAGUUACGGAAAUUGACGAGAAGGAGUACAUCAGUCUGAAGAUCAUAGUUUCAGAGCUCAGAAAUCAAUAUGUAACGUUACACGACAUGAUCCUGAAGAACAUUGAGAAGAUCAAGAGGCCUCGAAGCAGUAACGCCGACGCAUUGUACUGAUAUUCAUCCAGCCAUCUCAGCCUCCACGUCUGGUCUCCAUCUUGUACUGGUUUGUCUGCAGGACAACUAGACAUUCAUCAACUUCAACACAAUCAUCCAAGCCCUCUAUUGAAUUCAUAGCAUUGUAGAUGGACACAUGCUCUUAAUUUUUUUUUUUUUUUUUUUUUUUUUUUUUUUAUUUUUUUUUUUUUUUUUCCCCCUUUGUUUUUUUUU